AUGGAUACUCAAAACUCGCAGGCCAAGCAACCAAAGGAGAAAAAGCUCCAUGAACUCCUUACAUCGUCCCUCGUAGACAUCUACGUCGGCCCAGACUCGACCCGGUGGACUCUGCACGAAAAGCUUCUCUGCCACCACUCGCCGCUGUUCGACUCCAUCUUCAAUGGGCAAAACAAGAACGAGGAGAAGAAAUCCCGCGGGAACAAGUCGUACAGUCUCGAGGACGAAGACGACGAAUCUUUUGAAUUGCUUGUAGGAUGGUUGUAUUCGCAAUCUGUUCAAGACCCAAAAUCCGAAAAGGACAUUGGUCCUCUCCUCGAACUUUACACCUUGUCGGAGAGACUACAAAUCCGCAAACUCGGCCUCGACAUUGUCGACCUGGUUCGAGAAUGGUACCACAAGACCUCGACGUACCCUGGCCUCCGCCGCGUUCAAUACAUCUAUGCCGAGACGGAUGAAGACAACGAGAUGCGUGAGAUGAUGGUUUCCUCGGUGGCUCGCCAGUUGACCACGAGCGACAAGAUUCCUUCGCAUUGGGCCUCGGCGCUACAGCGCAACGGUCAAUUGGCCGUGGAUAUCAUUCGAGCCAUUCAACAAUGGCAUAUCGAAGAGCGCAGCAUUCCUGACGCCCGGGAUCUCAGCACCACUCGCGGGAGACAGAAGAACGGCGGUGACAGCAACAAUCUUGGCUUCAGUGAGGUUGACAAGACAGAAGAGUCGUCUGAAACAAAGGACAACUCUGGGCCUGGAUUCGUCAAUGGCAAUACCAACGGCAACGGUCCGAACGGGGUCAAUGCAAGCGAUGAGAGUGCCACUCCCACUGCCAGCGCGGACAAUAGUGAUGCACCGAAUGUCAAGAGUGAGGAAGACGGAGAAGAGCAAGAUGGCAAGGAAGAGGGUGGGGAUACGGAUGAAGAUGCCGAAGCAGAAGAUGAUGAAGAGUAA
Messenger RNA from Exophiala dermatitidis NIH/UT8656, 945 nucleotides. RefSeq lists its product as uncharacterized. The transcript is spliced from 2 exons. The record is from RefSeq and is a predicted model, not a curated record. The coding region runs from base 1 to 945 and encodes 314 amino acids. NCBI's taxonomy places the organism in Eukaryota, Fungi, Ascomycota, Eurotiomycetes, Chaetothyriales, Herpotrichiellaceae. Gene Ontology annotation, molecular function: protein binding.